Messenger RNA from Symsagittifera roscoffensis, 2451 nucleotides. RefSeq lists its product as uncharacterized. The transcript has a single exon. The coding region runs from base 117 to 2030 and encodes 637 amino acids. Gene Ontology annotation, biological process: signal transduction. The record is from RefSeq and is a predicted model, not a curated record. Lineage: Eukaryota; Metazoa; Xenacoelomorpha; Acoela; Convolutidae.
UGUAAGUGCACGAGCAUUAAACAUGACAAUUUUAUUCUUGCUGCAAGAGAUACCAAAAAAAUGUUACAUGCUACAAUUUAAAUUUAUUAUUUGUUAUUAAGUCUUGUAACUAAGAAAUGAAGAAAAUCGUUCAAACAAAUGCAGUUUGCCGGCAGAAAACAUCUGAAAUUGAAAAGAAAACAGAAGAUCUGUACUUCUCGUCCAGCGAAGAUGAAGAGGAAACACGUUCUCAUUCUGUCGAAGACUGGACCAAAAUUGGUGAGGCUAUCAAAGCUUGUUUUUCGAAAGUAAAGGAAAAAAAUUUAGAAAAAGAUGAUCUCAGUGAGCCUUUGAUGAGUCUGAACCAAAUGCACGAUAGUCUGGACAGUUUUCAAGUUGAUUUUUGGAAACUGGCCAACGAAUUAGAACUCGUCGGACUUUUCUCAAAUAGUUUGAAUUGUCUGAAAAACGACUUUUUUGCCGAGCCCGCUUUCUUCAAUUAUGAACAGUUAUCUGGUCUUAUUAGCAGCGGUUCCGAACGAAGUGGGGACAUCAGAAAAAAACUAAUAGAUUCUGGAGCUUACAAGCUGAUAAUUUGGAGCUUGGAACAUCCAGAUAUCAAAAAUGGACUUCUCAGCGAUGAUGCCUGCGAUGAAAGAUUGCGAUGGAAGAUGGUGGUGGCUCUUGAUUCUCUGUUUACGGUGAUUUACAACAUACUCAGAUAUUACUCGGAAUCCCAGCGAAUUAUGCGGAAAACGGGUUUAGUCCAAACUUGCUUGCUGUACCUUAAAAGCAAAAUACCCAGCAUUAAGGCAUGUGCACUUUUGGUGUUGACUUUCGCCGCAGAUUUAGACGAAAGCAAUGAAAUAAUCCAAGCAACCCAAUGCAAUAUCAAAUUUGUGAUUCGGAAUCUUCUAGAAGAAGCGAUGCGCUCAGAGACCAGACGAAAUUCAAGCGGUUACACAGUUGAAGAGUUGUUAGAAAGUUUAUCCAGAUUGGCAAAAAACUUUAACAAUGCGAUUGAAAUGUUGAAUCUUGGAAUAGUAGACGAUUGUUUCAAAAUACUCGAUGAAACCAGGGAUCAUUUGGAGGUUAAAUGGUCAUUGCAUCUUAUUUGGUCCCUCAGCUUCUUGGACACAUGUCGCGAAAAACUAAAAAGUCACAAAAUUGUCAACAUAAUUCAAAAAGCCUCCCAAAGUAAAAAUACGGAGAUCUCAAGCGCAGCAAAGGGAAUACUAUGGGGGCUGGGAAAAACGGAAAAGGAAAAUCUAUCCAAAAAUAACGCUCAAAAACAACGACUGCCAAUAACCCAAACUCAACCAAAGGCCCUGCACAUCAUGAUCAGCUAUUGUUGGAAUCAACAAAAAACAGCUCUAAAACUGUUCGAGGGUCUGAAGAAAAGUGGAAAAGAGGUUUGGAUAGACGUCGAAAAAAUGGAAGGGGACUCGCUGGAAAAGAUGGCGGAGGCGGUGGACAACUCUGAGAUCGUAAUCUGCUGCUUCUCUGAAGACUACAGUAAUAGCCAGUCGUGUAGAGCAGAAGCAACAUAUGCUUACAAGCAGAAGAAGAAAAUAGUGUUCGCCAAAGUCCAGCCAGAGUUUGAACCCCGAGGAUGGCUCGGACUCAUUCUCGGCGCCGAGAUCUAUUACCAACUGCAUAACGAGAUAGAUUUCUCCGUCAACUUUGCAAAUCUAAUCAACUACAUCAACAAAACGAAAUCAGUAACCGAAAGCGUCGAUGAAAUUGAUUUCAUUGUCAGCGAAAACAAACAGAACAAUUUGAACUCGACUCCCAGUUCAGCUAGCAUAAACAUAACUAAGUUUAUGCAGUGGACUACUGAUGAAGUGAAGGAAUGGCUAGCUUCAAUGGGUUUCCAAAAAUCGCAUUUGAAAGAAUCAGAACUGGGAACUUUCACAGGACAAAACUUGAAGGAGAUGAAAACAUGGCAAGCCACAGCGCCUCAAUUUUUUCUUGAAUUCUGUCAGAAAAAUUUGAAAAUCAAGGGAACCAAACUGCUGGUUGAGUUUUCUGCUGCUCUGAGAGAAUUGUAAGAACGAACUGAGUGGAACAUAGCUUUAAAAAGCCCUAAGGGACCUGGCUCUUACUCUUAAAACAAAAAAAACAUCGGUGCAGAAUCUAAAUCUCCAUUUUUUUUGUAUUUUUAUCGCGUUUUGUAUUGCUAGAAUUUAUUUUAUAAAGAAAUAACGCCUCGCUUUUAGAGUAUAAUGAAAGCUAUUUAGCAAUCUUCUUCUCCUCCGCGGUUCUAAGAUUUUUUCUAGGAGUGAGUUUUGUUCGCGCUUAAAUUAAUGACGUCAUUAUAGCGCGAAAGUGAAAAAGCUAAAAUCAGAUUUUCUUAGACAAAAGGCCUUGAAACUACUGGUUUGUCCGAUUAAGGUCACUUUGCCAUCAAAAAUGUUUACAGAUUUUUGAGAUUGUUGAGAAACGUUUUGAUAACAUGUUAACCGGAAGAUG